This is a messenger RNA of Laetiporus sulphureus 93-53, 2332 nucleotides long. RefSeq lists its product as uncharacterized. Gene Ontology annotation, cellular component: mitochondrial outer membrane; nucleus; cytosol. Bases 106 to 2196 code for a protein of 696 amino acids. Gene Ontology annotation, molecular function: protein binding. The record is from RefSeq and is a predicted model, not a curated record. Lineage: Eukaryota; Fungi; Basidiomycota; Agaricomycetes; Polyporales; Laetiporaceae. The transcript is spliced from 15 exons.
CGCUUUUCAUCGGGCGGCAUAGUGGACCGGAGUUAUGAGCGCGCGUCAGCGUCCGGCAUCCUCGUCCUCCCCUCAUCCUUUUCUCUCAUUUUGCUCGACGUCGCCAUGGCUCUCGUCAACGAGGAAGACACGCACAUGCAUCUGCGCUCGGCGACGGAAGGCUUUGACUACCUGUUUUCGAACGACCUCGCAAAGGCACGCGAGACGUUCGCCGAGGCUGACUCGCCGUUCCACCAGCUUGGCCUCGGUGUCUGCGCCUUCCUCGAAGCUGCACUUGGCAUGGAGACAGCCCUGCUGGCAGAAGCAACACGCUGUCUCUCCGCCUCGGAAGCGGGCUCUAAGCGACAGCUCAAGGCGUUCAAGUCCGCGAAACCCAGCGCAUUUUUCCCGCCCGGCACAGAAUGGGAGCUGCUGCACUCCGAUGCGGUCAUCUUGCUGGGCCUCAACCACGCCCUCAGUGAAUCAUACAUGGGAUACCUCCAGUGCUUGUAUGCGUUGAACAGCGCUCAUUCCAAGUUCUCAAAACUCUAUAAGACCGUCUAUCCUACCGGGCUCGACGACUUUGCCACUCCUGUCCCCUCUAUGCCGUCGUCCCGCGCGCCCAGUGUGCGCUCCGCUGCGUCCUCCUCCCUUUCCGUCGUGACCAGUCACUUGACGACCGCUGCGCGCACAGCCCCGCCGACUCCUAAGCGGUCAGGAUUUUUUAGCCGACUUACCGGUGGAGCCGUGGGUCAUGCACCGUCUGCUCCACCAAGCUUGCCGUCGAGCCCGACGUCUUCCAUGGGUAAUGGGGGGCUGGCACCGAGAGUAGAGGAGGGAUCAAUGGACGAGCUCAUCCUGUCAGGCACUGCGUUUGGAUAUAGGUUAUUCAACCUUGUAUUCUCGUUGCUGCCCGCGAAGAUCAGGGGCGUAGUCGGUUUCCUCGGCUUCAAUCAUGAUCGACGACUGGCCCUCCGUGCACUCGCCGUGUCAGCUACACAUACGGAUGUGCACGGUAUUUUUGCAGGGUUGGCACUUAUGACCUACCAUGGGGUCGUGCUGCUCUUGUCCGGCUACCAAGCAGACGAGCAGCACAUUCUACGGCAGUAUCGUGCGAUCGUCGACAAGAUCUCCACACGGUAUCCGGCUGGCUCACUGUGGAUAUUGAACCGCGCGAAGAUUCUGCGCAUGUCGUAUGACACGGAGGGUGCGAUCAAGGUGCUGCAAGAAGGGCUCAAGCCCGAGCGGCCACACACGUUUGCACAAGCGGAUGGGCUCCUCAUCUUCGAGCUCGCAUGGACGCUCCUGUCGCAGCGGCGCUACCAAGAAGCUGCAGACACGUUCAUCGAGAUGACGAGGAUUAAUAGCUGGAGCCAUGGGACGUACUACUUCAUCGCGGCGGGCUGCUAUGUCUCUCUGAAGAACUAUAUCAAAGCGACGGAGCUCUUAGAGGAGAUACCGGCGCUGUUGGACAAGAAGAAGAUUGGAGGGAAGGACUUGCCGACGGAGGUGUUCAUCAAGAAGAAGCUGGCGUUCUACAAGGAGAAACAAAAGCGACUAACUGGUUCGGAAGCGAACUAUGUGCAGUGUAUCAAGAUCAGCCCUGCUGAAGAGCUAGCCAUUUUCUGGAACACGCACGCACGCAUCACACGGGAAGUCGCGCUCGAGCACAUAGCUGAGCUGAGCGUCCUCACGCCGCACCCCACCAUCGAGAGUCCGCUUAUCACGCCUCCAUCGCCGGCAUCAGCGGCACCCUCUGCCCUCCCGACAGCGCCUGCCCCCGACCUCGACACGGCAGACGAGCUGGCAGUGCGUUCGCUUCUCCUUGGCAUCGUUCAUAGGACGGCCGGCCAGUUUGUCUCCGCACGAGCGUUCCUUUCGGACGCGCACGCUCGACACGUGUCGAUCAAGGUAAGUACAUGGGUAGGCGGCGUCGCGCUGUUCGAGCUGGCGGUGCUCGAUUUGCGAGAGGCGCAGGCGCGUCUCGAAGGUGUGCCUGGGAUAGACGGGGUGUCGCAAGAUAGCAGCGAGACGGUCUCGGAGAGCGAGAAGCGGGGGGCAUGGAAGAAGGCCUUGCGCGAGGCAGAGAGCAAACUAGACAAGGCACUCGCGCUCGCGACGCAGCAGGUGGAUUUGUCUUCGAGGCUAGAUAGUCGUAUCGCGAUGUUGCGCGACGAGAUUGUGAUGAAGCGGGAGAUGCUUGCAGGGACUGCGUAACUAGAGGGACAGCGAGGACAUGGACGUUUAUUUCACUGGACGCGUUUUGGCGGACGGCAUUUAGGUACAACGUAAUACACAAUGAUUUGUAUAGAGCAAUAUCUAUUGACAUGCGUUGCGGCAUACAUAGACGCCG